Calidris pugnax (ruff) is the source of this 1709-nucleotide messenger RNA. RefSeq names its product keratin, type I cytoskeletal 14-like. Gene Ontology annotation, cellular component: keratin filament. The record is from RefSeq and is a predicted model, not a curated record. Gene Ontology annotation, molecular function: structural molecule activity. The coding region runs from base 162 to 1553 and encodes 463 amino acids. The transcript has 8 exons. Lineage: Eukaryota; Metazoa; Chordata; Aves; Charadriiformes; Scolopacidae.
CUGGAAUUUGGCUCGGGCUGUUCCAGGGGUGACGAAAAACUCACCGGCAACGCCUCCUGCCCGGGCUAUAAAGGGCUGCGGGGCGGGGGGAAGGCAGCACUCGCUGUCUGCGCUGCCGAGCCCGUUGUCUCUCAGCCCUCCAGCCUCCGCCAGCCCUCGCCAUGAGCACCACUGUCCGGCAAUUCUCCUCCUCCACCUCCCUCAAGGGCUUUGGCAGCCUGGGGGGGGGCUCCAGCAGGCUCUCCUCCGUGCGUCUUGGGGGAGCGGGCUACAGGGCCCCCAGCGUCCACGGGGGCUCUGGCAGCUACUCUGUCUCCUCCCGCGUCGUCUCGGGGCUCGGAAGUGGCUACGGGGGCAACUACUGCAGCAGCGUAGGAGGGGGCUUUGGGAGCAGCUAUGGGGCUAGCUAUGGGGCUAGCUAUGGGGCUGGCUUUGGGGGUAACUUUGGAGCCUGCUUUGGAGGGGGCGAUGGUGUCUUCCUGGCUGGAGAAAAGGAGACGAUGCAGAACCUCAACGACCGCCUGGCUGCCUACCUGGACAAAGUGCGUGCCCUGGAGGAGGCCAACACCGACCUGGAGGUGAAGAUCAGGGAAUGGUACAAGAAGCAGGGACCUGGGCCAGAGCGUGACUACAGCCACUACUACAGGACCAUCGAGGAGCUCAGGAACAAGGUCCUGGUGGCCACAGUGGACAACGCUAACCUCCUCCUGCAGAUCGACAACGCCAGGCUGACAGCCGAUGACUUCAGGACCAAGUUCGAGACGGAGCAGGCUCUUCGCAUGAGCGUGGAGGCCGACAUCAACGGCCUGCGCAGGGUCCUGGACGAGCUGACCCUGGCCAGAGCAGACCUGGAGAUGCAGAUCGAGAACCUGAAGGAGGAGCUGGCUUAUCUGAAGAAGAACCACGAGGAGGAAAUGAACGCCCUGCGCGGGCAGGUGGGUGGAGAGAUCAGCGUGGAGAUGGACGCGGCUCCUGGCAUCGACCUCACCAAGAUCCUGGCAGAGAUGAGGGAGCAGUACGAGAGCCUGGCGGAGAAGAACCGCCGGGACGCUGAGCAGUGGUUCUUCAGCAAGACGGAAGAGCUGAACCGGGAGGUGGCCAUCAACACGGAGCAGCUUCAGAGCGGCAAGUCGGAGAUCACGGAGCUACGGCGCACCAUCCAGAGCCUGGAGAUCGACCUGCAGUCCCAGCUCAGCACGAAAGCAGCCUUGGAGGGCUCCUUGGCCGACACGGAAGCCCGCUACGGCACCCAGCUGGCCCAGCUGCAGGGGCUGAUCACCAGCGUGGAGGAGCAGCUGGCCGAGCUGCGCUGCGACAUGGAGCGCCAGAACCACGAGUACAGGGUCCUCCUGGACGUCAAGUGCCGCCUGGAGCAGGAGAUCUCCACGUACCGCCGGCUGCUGGAGGGCGAGGACGCCCACAUGUCUUCCCACUACAUCUCGCAGCCUAAGGAAGCACCUGUAACCACCCGCCAAAUCCGCACAAUCUUUGAGGAAGUCCAGGACGGGAAGGUGAUUUCCUCCCGGGAGCAGAUCACCCCGGCUGCCCGCUGAGGCCGCCGCUCCCUUCGCCACAAACCUGGUGAAGCAAAGCAAAAACCCACCCCAGCUUCCGCGCCGUGGCUUUGGAGAUCACCAACUGCAUCUUCCCUCGUUAUCACACCCCCUGUUCCUCCCCCCCCUUCCCCCCAGGGCGCGCUCAGAAAUCAA